UCAUGCAAAAAUGGAAGGCCGAGAGAGUCGAACUCAUAUUUAGCCGAUGAAACAAAACUGUUACUUUACCUAAAUUAGUACGAUCAUGGAGGACAUCACAAGGCUGUUCAGUCUCUGUGCUUGUAUGCUGGCUGGUUGUUAUGUGGCUGGGAUGAUUCCUUUGGCUUUUUCGCUCUCCGAGAGGAGAUUACGUAUGGUCAGUGUACUUGGAGCUGGUUUACUAGUUGGGACUGCAUUAGCUGUCAUUAUACCGGAAGGUGUUCACGCAUUGUAUGCACAGGAAACCCAUGGUCAUGGUGGACAUGCAGGCCAUGCUCACCGRCAUCUUCAUGCAGUAAAAGACAUACCAUCCAGUAUGCAUACAUCUGUUGAUAAGCAACCCCCAGCAGAUCAUCAUGGUCAUCUGCACUCCAUAAAAGACAAYAUUCCUACAUUUGAACCAGAUGUGUUUAUUGGUUUAUCAUUGUGUUGUGGAUUUAUUUUUAUGCUUCUUGUUGACCACAUCAGUGGUGGACAUUCCCAUGGCCCUUCAUCAGGUACUGAUAUCAACUAUAAAAUUGAAAGUAGACAGGAAAAAACAUACAAACCCAUGUAGAACAAUGUUGUAGACACCGUGGUAUUGCUGAUAGUCCAUCUUACAGCUGAUGGCAUUGCUCUAGGAGCUGCUGUAUCAACCUCAAAAACAGAUGUAGAAUUGAUAGUAUUUUUAGCUAUUAUGUUACAUAAGGCUCCUGCAGCAUUCGGUUUAACUACAUUUUUACUUCUUGAGGGUAUGGAUAGAAAUAGAAUACGUCGACACCUACUUGUAUUUGCUGCUGCUGCUCCUAUAAUGGCAUUUUUAACAUUCUUUGGUUUAGGACAAACUGGAAAGGAGUUAUUCACAAGUGUCAACGGCACAGGAAUAGCAAUGCUAUUUUCAGCUGGGACUUUCCUCUAUGUUGCUACAGUACAUGUUCUUCCUGGAGUAGAUUCAAGCCAYGGUGAUWCCAGUGAUCAAACCAAAGCACACAAAAGAACCGACUUGAUUCUUUUAGUUCUAGGAAUAUGCUCUCCUUUGUUAUUAUCGCAGACACACAGUCACUGAAUAAGAUUGAUAUAGUUUAACCAUGAUGUAUAUAUGGAGUUGAGAAGUUGGGUGUAAGAAAAAGGAUUUAGUAUUCUUAACCAAAGUAUUUUGGGCACCAGAGGCUCAGUUGUUUGCUCAUUCRUGUUUUUUUUUUCACAMACAUAUGAACUGUUAGAGAGGAGAGAAGUAAUGCAGCCUCUAGUUACUCAGRGUACAACAAAACUAUAACAGCAUUUUAAAAUUCCACAGACUAAGUUUUUGUAGAAAGUCCUGACGAUGUUGAUAUCACAUUACCAUACUAUUAAUUGUUACCUUAAUAAUUCGCAAACAAAAGUUACUAUGAUAAUUCACAAAAAAAGGAAUGUUCUCUGAGAAUAUAUACCAUGAAUAUAAUCUAACGGAAUUUUAUGAAUUCUUUAAUAUUAUUAAGGCAAUAUAUAGGAUUUAUUAGUAAGAAUGCAAUUUAGGGUCGUUUUUCGUUAGAUUUAGUAUUCUGUAAAAUAUUUAGUAUACUAAUUAGGCCAAUGUAGUUGUUUGCAUCUUUGUUUUAGACCUAAUAGGCGGAUCUUUAUUUACAAAAUUUUGCUAAUUAGCAUAAAGUUUAAAUUAAAGAAAACUGUAAAAUAAGUUUAUAAUGUGAAAGGGCUUAUUAAGGACUAUAAACUACGAAAGUUUGACGUCAUUACAUGGAAUAUUUUAUAAGAUAUUAGCGUUCAAAGAUGCUGAGUGGAAAAAGCGCUAAUUAGCUCAUAUAAUCUCUCUAAAAAUUGGAGUUUUUAAAACCGUUUUACGCAAAAAUAUGAGAAGCUCAAAAUUGCGUGGAUAGAUUAUUGUGCUAUGUUGCUUCAAUAUUCAGUGCUGAUUUACUGAUAGUUAGGUUAAAACGUUAUAUCCUUAUGCUAAUGAUAUGUUAAUGAACCGAAAUGUAAACAAAUUAUUCGCCUAUAGGCAAUAUGCAACGACGCCUUUCUGUCAAGUACGACAAAGCAUGAUGGGAGUUGUUGUCUUCGCACAUUUUAUAGCCUCUAAUAAGCUCUCCAAAAGUUGGUUUUAUAUUUACUUUGCAGAAAAGGCACAAGUUCYUCUAAUAAAAAGCAGAAACGACUUAAAAGGACUACAGCUACCAUGAUGCUUUGUUGCACAAAAUGGCGUCGCUGCACAUUUUUUUAGUUCGUGUUUUAACGACUCCUGUACAGCCAUAUAGAGAUUUAUUUUUCGAGAUUGUUCGUCAAGUAUUAUUUUGAAAGUGUUUUUUUGUAGUUUUGAGCAAGUCUGUUCCUGGUACCGUGGUCCGACGUUCACACAACCUGGACGAAAAUACAUGGAAAUAGACCUUCACACACUUCCAGUUCCACUUCCCCGGGCUUUUUCGCUUGUUGACGCACGUGCCAACUCGCUAAAUAGGAAGUCAGAAUGGUGUUUUUCGAGACUCCAGUUAAAACUGAGAUGAGCCUACUUAAUUUUUAAACGCUUAACGUAACCGGCUCUUAGACGAUUCACAUUUAUAGGGCUAUGCAUUUCCGAUAGAGGGUUGUGGUUAUGCAUGGCUCGCAUUUCCGCCCAUCAAGGACAAUCAGAAUAAACAGAGAGAGUGUGUAUAUGGUGUAUAUGCUAUUAGAUUCAAAUGUUAAUUUAUUUUAGCCGAAUCUUAUGGUCUAUUUUGUUGGGAAAUAUCAAAUAAAAAUAUUGAAUAAUGUAAA
This is a messenger RNA of Exaiptasia diaphana, 2766 nucleotides long. RefSeq names its product zinc transporter ZIP9-like. The record is from RefSeq and is a predicted model, not a curated record. The transcript has 7 exons. Gene Ontology annotation, cellular component: membrane. Gene Ontology annotation, molecular function: metal ion transmembrane transporter activity. Gene Ontology annotation, biological process: zinc ion transport; transmembrane transport. NCBI's taxonomy places the organism in Eukaryota, Metazoa, Cnidaria, Anthozoa, Actiniaria, Aiptasiidae.